GCACUGGCGGUGCUUACCGAAUUCAACGGCUGGUCCCUGCUGCGCCCGACCUCGAGCAACGUCGUUUCCUAUGUUACGGAAGCCAACGAGCUCUUAGAGGUCCGAGCUGGAGUUCCCUACCAGGAGCUGGUGCUGCAUGCUUCCAGCAACCUGGCCACAAACGCUUCCGAGAUUCGCGCCAAGCUGGUCUUUGCCACUGCUACUAUCGAUGAUGACUGUCUCCCGGGGCGAGCAAGUGAGGUGCCAAAUAUCGUUUUUCAGCGCAUUCCGGUGCCCACUUCCCUGGACGGUGAGACCCCUGGAGUGACUCCUGCAGAGACCUACGAGAACCGCUGGGUCAACGCCAGGUUCCCGUACAGCGGAGCUUUCAAAGUCUGCUACAUGGAUGUUUCUGGAGCGGCAGCAUGGCGACUAGCACCGGCUCCAUUCGACGUGGUGGGCACCGGCGCCAACAGCUUCGAGUUCUGGUGCGUGGAUGAUGUGACGGUUGACUGCACGCUGCAGAUCGCCGGCCUGGGCAUGAAGACCAACUGGUACCUCACCGUCGUUCCAGUCAACGGUGUGUGCGGUGCCAUCGACUAUGCGGGCUCCUUUGGCCAGAACGUUUCGGUGAUCACGUCAGAGGCUGGUAGCGAGUCCUCAGCCACGCACAGCCUGGGUCCUCCGGUGAGUGCUGGUGCUGGCACGUUCGCA
Symbiodinium necroappetens is the source of this 693-nucleotide messenger RNA. Lineage: Eukaryota; Dinophyceae; Suessiales; Symbiodiniaceae. The record is from the annotation of a GenBank genome assembly.